Messenger RNA from Brienomyrus brachyistius, 1790 nucleotides. RefSeq names its product importin subunit alpha-1-like. The transcript has 11 exons. The record is from RefSeq and is a predicted model, not a curated record. Gene Ontology annotation, molecular function: protein binding; nuclear import signal receptor activity. Gene Ontology annotation, cellular component: nucleus; cytoplasm. Lineage: Eukaryota; Metazoa; Chordata; Actinopteri; Osteoglossiformes; Mormyridae. Gene Ontology annotation, biological process: NLS-bearing protein import into nucleus. The coding region runs from base 94 to 1677 and encodes 527 amino acids.
AUUUAAAGAGCGGUAUCUUCUCUAUACGUCAUUGCAUCUGGCUAAGAAAUUGGUUAUCAUUUGCCAUCCCUUGUCCCCGAUUUUUUUGGAAGCAUGUCCUCUGCUGGGAACGAGAACGCCGUUCGUCUUAGCAAGUUCAAAAACAAGGGAAAAGAUGCCAGCGAGCUGAGGCGAAGACGGAUCGAAGUCAACGUCGAGCUUCGGAAGGCGAAGAAGGACGAUCAGAUCCUCAAAAGGAGAAAUGUCAGCAGCUUCCCCGAAGAGGCGACUUCACCGCUUCAAGAGAAGAACCAGAACUCACAGCCUACCCAGCACUGGACAGUGGAGGAGAUCGUCACUGGGGUUAGCAGCAAUAACCUUGAUAUGCAGCUGCAAGCAACGCAGGCUGCUAGAAAGCUGCUCUCGCGAGAGAGACAACCUCCCAUCGACAGCAUCAUUGGUGCUGGGCUAAUCACAAAGCUUGUGGGAUUUCUGGGUGUGGGAGAGUGUCCCCCCAUCCAGUUUGAGGCAGCUUGGGCUCUGACCAACAUUGCCUCCGGGACCUCGGAUCAGACCCGAGCCGUGGUAGAGGGGGGUGCGAUCCCAGCCUUCAUCAGCCUGGUGAAAUCCCCACAUCCUCAUAUCAGUGAGCAAGCCAUCUGGGCCUUGGGAAACAUUGCAGGUGAUGGUUCUGCCUAUCGAGACAAGGUUAUCAAACAUGGGGCCAUUGACCCUCUCCUCAGUCUGCUGGCUGUCCCUGACCUUUCUGCAUUCUCUUCUGGCUACCUGAGGAAUGUGGCGUGGACGCUGUCGAACCUCUGCCGCAACAAGAACCCACCUCCCCCUCUGACAGCGGUGCAGCAGGUGCUUCCUGCCCUGGUUCACUUGCUGCACCACGAUGACAAGGAGGUGCUGGCGGACACCUGCUGGGCCGUGUCUUACCUGACCGACGGGCCCAAUGACCGCAUAGAGGUGGUGGUGCAGGCGGGCUUGGUGCCUCGCCUAGUUCAGCUGCUGGGUUCCGGGGAGCUCUCCAUCGUGACUCCAUCGCUGCGGUCAAUAGGAAACAUAGUUACUGGCACAGAUGAGCAGACUCAGAAAGUGCUGGAUGCCGGUGCUCUGGCGACGUUUCCCGAUCUGCUUCGUCAUCACAAGAACAAUAUCCAGAAGGAAGCUGCGUGGACCCUGUCCAACGUCACUGCGGGGAAAGACACGCAGAUCCAGGAGGUCGUCAACGCGGGAUUGGUGCCUUUACUGGUGGAGGUGCUCCAGCUGGGUGACUACAAAACUCAGAAAGAGGCCGUUUGGGCUGUAACAAACUACACCAGUGGUGGCACUGUCCAGCAGGUGGUGCACCUCGUCCAAGCCAAUGUGCUGGAGCCUCUGCUGGACCUGCUGUCUACCAAGGAUAGCAAAACCAUUCUGGUUAUCCUGGAUGCCAUCUCGAACAUUUUCCUGGCAGGAGAAAAGAUUGGGGAAGCUGAGAAGCUCUGCUUGAUGAUUGAGGAAUGUGGGGGGCUGGAUAAGAUUGAGGCACUGCAGUCUCAUGAGAAUGAGAUGGUGUAUAAGGCGUCACUCAACCUGAUUGAGAAGUACUUCUCGGGCGAGGAAGCGGAAGACGAGUCUGUUGUACCAGGCACUACAGCUGAUGGAUAUGACUUUCAGAUCUCAGAUAACCAAAGCACCUUCAAGUUCUGAGUCCUAAUAUUUGUCUGGUUUCUCAUUUUCUAUGUGUACAUACCUGUCUUUGUCUGACAUUUUUUCUUUUUAUGAACUGUAAAUAAAGUAUAUCUAGAUUGGAUUCUCACUGA